Anopheles aquasalis is the source of this 1907-nucleotide messenger RNA. Its product is annotated as serine protease persephone-like. Lineage: Eukaryota; Metazoa; Arthropoda; Insecta; Diptera; Culicidae. The record is from RefSeq and is a predicted model, not a curated record. Gene Ontology annotation, molecular function: serine-type endopeptidase activity. Gene Ontology annotation, biological process: proteolysis.
CCCGCCCGUCCGCUGCCCGUGCAGACGCUAAUGUCCCCCCCCCCCCCUCCGGGCGGCCACUCCUGGGAAGUUCUUUCCCGUUUGCGAGUCGGGUCCGGGCCAGUCGUUCUCUUCCUUGGUCAGCUCACUAGCAACCGCUAUCGCGUUCUGCACGUCUUCUCGGCCUGCUACAAGGUUGCGUGUGUAUGUGUGUGCAUGUGUGUGACGAAAAGAGAAAAAGAGAGAGGAAGGGAGAUAUAGUGUAGAAAGUAUAGCACCAUUUUAUGAGUAUAACAGGAAGGUAGCAGAAAAGUAAUGGUGUGGAUCUAGGCUCUCUAGAUUCUACAGAAAAAUAGUAACAGGAUCGCAACAAGCGUUAAAUAAGGAGAACAAGGUCCAGAAGCAAAACAGUACUGAAAAACAGCCGAGUAAACGUAGCAAAAGAAGUGAAGACAAAACGGAGAAAAGUAGCAAAUAAGUGUAAACCAAAGCAGAGAGAGCAGACAGAAGCAGAAGAGCAGGACACAAACUGAAGCUGGAUCACAGGAAGUGUCAAAGCAAAGGAUUGAGUAGCAGCAGCAACAGCAGCAGUGCGAACGGCGGUGGUGUUUGUGUGUGUUUCGCUUAUGGCCACCGUCGGUGAGAAGUGCCGCUUGCCAGUAGUGCUGCUGGCAUUGUUGUACUGCGACACCAUGACACUGUCUGCGGCGCCGGAGCCGCCCGUUUCUAACGGCUGGUCAAAGAAGCAGCAGCAGUUGUUCGAGAAUGACACGUGCGCAUUGCGCUCGGGGCGGUUGGGCGUUUGUCGGCGCGGCACCGAAUGUGACUGGGCGCGGAAUGGGCUGCGGCAUCAGACGCUGACGCACGCCGAGCUCGCGAUCUGUGGAUUCGACGGACCGGAUCCUAUCAUCUGCUGCUUCUCGGGCGAUUCACUACUUGAGCAGGGAGUGCGAUCGGCGAGGGAAGCUUGCGAUGGCUACGACGGGGUGCAGUCCGAGCUGUCAUUUCACAUCGUCGGUGGUGAGAAUGCGUACCGCGGUGAGCUACCGUUCGUCGCGGCGCUCGGCUACCGUCCGCCCACCGAUGGCGACAACGAUCCGGAACCUGCGGCCGAGGACGACUACCAGUGGGCCUGCGGUAGUAGCCUUAUCGCACCCACGUUCGUGCUGACUGCUGCGCACUGCAUCGAAACGGAUCACGGACGGCCGGUGGUGGUGCGGAUGGGUACGACCAACCUGAUUGCCCCCCCGAACCCGGCCGCUGUCCAGCAACGCAUGGUGAAGGAACACCACCUGCACCCGGCAUACCGGCGCCGGUACGCGUACCACGAUAUCGCCCUGAUCGAGGUGUCGGCCGGCUUCAUCUUCGACGAGGACGUCCGACCGGUCUGCAUCCAUCCGAGGGUGACUGAUCUCGCUACCUCGGUGCAGCUGAUGGCGGCCGGCUGGGGUGACGAUGGUCAACGGUCUCGGAUGCCGGACCGGUUGCUCCGGACCAACCUCGCCACCGUACCGCUCGACGAGUGCCGGGCACGGUUGCGUACGCUCGGCAUCCUACCGAGCUCCCACCUACCGGACGGUGUGCUCGAUCAGCAGUACUGUGCCGUCGGACGGCGGCUGGACGGUGUCACUGGCUACCACUCGGACACCUGUAGUGGCGAUUCGGGCGGACCACUCUACUACAUCGGUGAGCAGCCAUUGCAAAAGUACUUCCUCGCGGGCAUCACAUCGGUCGGGACCGGGUGCGGAUCCGGUACGCCCGCCAUUUACACUCGCCCCUACCACUACCUCGACUGGAUGGCCACCAUUGUGUGGCACACGGGCGCAAACACUAGCCGGUAAUAGAUGGUCGAAGAUUCGAGGAUUCAACAAACGGUUUACAAACAAAAUAAACAAUGAACAUAAGUAGUAGUGGUGAUAGCAGUAACA